Messenger RNA from Serinus canaria (Common canary), 2605 nucleotides. It is a transcript of the gene F2RL3, whose product is annotated as F2R like thrombin or trypsin receptor 3. Bases 82 to 1227 code for a protein of 381 amino acids. NCBI's taxonomy places the organism in Eukaryota, Metazoa, Chordata, Aves, Passeriformes, Fringillidae. The record is from RefSeq and is a predicted model, not a curated record. Gene Ontology annotation, cellular component: membrane. Gene Ontology annotation, biological process: blood coagulation; positive regulation of Rho protein signal transduction; thrombin-activated receptor signaling pathway. Gene Ontology annotation, molecular function: thrombin-activated receptor activity. The transcript is spliced from 2 exons.
GGAAAUGCGUAAGCAGGGUCCCUGCUGCUGCUGCUGCUGCUGCUCCCACACAGCUCUGGGCUCUGCCAGACCUUGCAUGCCAUGGGCACCCUUGGGAGCAGGCAGCUCCUGCUCUGCUGGGCCCUCUGGGGACUCUGCCUGGCCUCGGACUACGAUGAUUACUCCCAGAACAGCACCAGCGAGCAGGCCAGCACUCCAGAGGCCAGCCCUUGUCCCCGAGCUAUCCCGGGGGACCAGGCCACGGUCAACAAUGUCACCUACCUGCUGAUCCCCGAGGCCACCCGUGCCCAGCUGGGCAGCGCCGUCACCGUGCGCCUCAUCCCGUGUCUCUACGUCCUGGUGUUCCUGCUGGGGCUGCCAUCCAACGCCCUGGCCCUGUGGGUGCUGGCCACCCGGGCCGAGCGCCAGGCCCCCACCGUGUUCCUGAUGAACCUGGCGGCCGCCGACCUGCUGCUCAUCUCCGUGCUGCCCUUCAAGAUCUCCUACUACUUCCUGGGCAACCACUGGCCCUUCGGGGAAGGGCUGUGCCGCCUCACCACGGCUCUUUUCUACGGCAACAUGUACUGCUCCGUGCUGCUGCUCACCUGCAUCAGCGUGGAUCGCUACCUGGCCGUGGCUCACCCCUUCUCCUCCCGCGCCUUCCGCACUCCCGCCUUGGCCGCCGGCACCUGCGCCGGGGCCUGGCUCUGCUCGGCCGCCCUGACGCUGCCCCUGGCCCUGCAGCAGCAGUCCUACCCCCUGCUCGGGGCGGGCCUCACGCUGUGCCACGACGUCCUGCCCCGGCACGAGGACGACGGGUUCUACUUUUAUUAUUUCGUGGUGCUGAUCUCCUGCGCCUUCCUGCUGCCGCUGCUGCUGCUGGCGCUGAGCUCGGGCGCGGUGCUGCGCGUCCUCCUGCGCGGGGGCGGCCGCUACGGCCACGCCGCCAAGCUCACGGCCCUCGUGCUCGUCACCCUCGUGGUUUUCUAUGUCCCCAGCAAUGUCCUGCUGCUGCUUCACUACUCCAGCCCCUGCUCCAGGCUGCACGGCCGGCUGUACCUCAGCUACAUGGUCAGCCUGGCCCUCAGCACCUUCAACAGUUGCGCUGACCCCUUUGUCUACUACUACGUGUCGGAGGAUUUCCGGGAGAAGGUGAAGAGGAAAGUGUUCAGGGGCAGCAAAAAAACCACCAUUUCCCUAAAGACCUCCAAGGAAACGCUGCCCCGUUCCAAGCAUUCGCUGGUGUGAGCCUCCAGCCCGGCUGGCUGCUCCCAGGGCACUCACAAUGCACACAGUGGGGAUCAGAGGAAUUCAGCGCUGGAAUUCCACAAGUUUCUCCCAGAACGGCCAAGUGCUUUCCCCUGUCUGCACAGAUAAGGAUGAAUAAAGCCAGGCUGUGGGAUUCUUUGCCCAGACAAGAUGCUGAGUGCUGGACACAUCCACCCUGCACUGGGACACUGCCUGCAGCUUCUCAGCUGGUCACACACCACCAGGGAUGUUCCUCAGCUGGGUCUGGUGUUCCUAACCUGGCUGCUCUCUGCCUGCUGGUCCUGCUCCUGGCUUGCUCUCUGUCCUUAAAUGCAAAAUCCUUUCCCCUAAAACAAAAUAGAGCCAUCAUUGCAAAAACAAAUUUCUAAAUGUUUCAAAAAUUACUCUCUUGAACUAAACCAGUCUGUCAAAAGAGUGCAGAGUGCUGGCCUGUGUAGCAAAAACAUUCUUGGCUUGAUUUGUCAGCAAUGUCAGCCCACUGUUGGUAAAAAGUGUAAAAAUCCCCUUCACUCAUCCCUGUUUCUGCAAAUCACCCUUGGCAUCCAUCAUUUAUUUGAGGCAAAGUUUGUAUUAAUGGAUUAAUGGAUUUUGUAAAAAAAUGAUGUCUCAUGAAGGGAAAUACUAAAGUAGGAAUGGAGCAAAGCCUCUGGUCCUCCACAUUUCCUUUGUGUAACAUCACCCACAGCCAAAAGCUGGCUCUGAUCAAAGAGGUGCUCAGGUUUGUUGUUUGAUGGAAUCUGCUGCAAAUCUGACAAAAUGCAGCCUGCUCAUCUCUCAGACACAACUGGGGCACAGCUCUGAGAGCAGCCAGGUAGAAAAUGAGCAAGAAACCUCUUUAGAGCUCCUUAAUUCUUUAGUUUUCCCAGCACGGGCUUGACAACAUAAAGCAUGAAUAAGAGGCAGAGAGGAUUGUCUUAAAAUUAGUUUUUAAUAAAAUAUUUAUCAGAAUCUAAACCAAACACUUUUCUGGACUCAGACUUGCUAAGAUGUGUGUGAACAAACCAACAACUGGUCAGAGAGCUGUUUGUGUGUACUGAGGGGGCAAAAGGCAGGGGAAACACAAAGCUGGGCUCCAGGUGCUGGGCACUCAGUCAGAAACAGCAGGGACUAAAAAAACCCCAAAGCCAAACCCAAAGCCAGGCUGGUAGAGGUUUGCUACAGAGUUUCUCUGUUCACAAUAAUGAAGACCAGGUUAUUGUGCAUUAAAUGUCAACAGUCAGUGUGAGCAAAGCAAGUGCUGGUGUGUUGGGCAUGUUCUUCAAGCAAGCUGAACAUUCUUCUGGUAUUUGCUUUCUACUGAGGCUGAUUAAGAAGGAGGGGAAGAGGCAAGACCAAAACACAGGACAGGACAGAACAA